AUGAAUGUACUAGUCUAUAACGGACCGGGUUCUUCACCAGAUAGUGUUAGACAUACGAUUGAAACUCUUCGAAAAUUUUUAGAACCAUAUUAUGCAGUAUCUACUGUUUCUAUCAAAGGUUUAAAAACCGAACCAUGGACUACAAAAACAUCUGCAUUAGUUUUUCCUGGCGGCGCAGACUUACCAUAUGUCAAAGAGUGUCAACCAAUAAUUAACGAUAUUAAGAGCUUUGUUUCCAAAAAGGGAGGUGUUUACAUUGGUUUUUGUGCAGGAGGAUAUUUUGGUUCAAGUUUUUGUGAAUUUUAUAAAGGCCAUCCCACUAUGGAAGUAAGCGGAUCAAGAGAAUUACAGUUUUUUCCAGGGAAUUGUAGAGGUCCUGCUUAUUCAGGCUUUCAAUACAAUAGCGAAAAGGGUGCCCGUGUUGUUAAUUUAAAAGCUGAUAAUGGUCUGUUGGUUCCAUGCUACCAUAAUGGUGGUGGUUCAUUCAUUGAUGCAGAGAAUUUUGAUGAUAAAGUACAAAUCCUAGCUAAAUACACAGAACCGCUGCAUAUUGAAAAGGGUGAAAAAGAAAACACAAUUGACUCCGCUGUUGUUUUAGCAAAGUUUGGGAGGGGGAAAGCCUUACUAGUUGGAACUCACCCUGAAUAUGUUCCAGAAUUACUUAAAAAAUCUAACGAUGACCAGUACAACGCUUCUAUUGUGGAAACGUUGAAAAAUGGCAAUGAUCUUCGUGAAAAAUUUAUGGUUUACAUUCUCAAACAAGCAGGAUUGUCAGUUAACGAGCCUGAUAAAACCCAAAAGUUCAAAAUUAGUCCAAUUUUUGUCUCUGUUAAACCUGACAGAAAGUUUUUAAUCAAUAACUUCCAGAAUAAUAUUAAAAAUGCUAUCACCAUCAAUGACGAUAAUUCUGUUACCUUUACCAGUAAUGUGGAAACAUUCAGAAUUUAUCAGGGUUUUGAAAACAGUAUUAAAGUCUCCAAAAAAGAGGAUGGAUAUGUGGAUCCACUUGAGGUCGUUAAAAACAUUAUUUUGCCAGAAUCUAAUGAAUCAAUUGUUCCAUUAAACUACACUCCAAACUUUGAUGCUGAACUGUAUUUUACCUUUUUAAACACCCAACAAAAUUUGGGAUCUAUGUUGCUAUACGCAGAUGUUGUUACGUCUACUAGUACCACACUUGAUAGUAACAAAACCUUAUUAAACGCGUUGCCUAACAAUUCAGUAGUGUUUGUCGGUACUACCCAGAUAUCUGGUAGAGGAAGAGGCGGUAACUCUUGGGUCAGUCCACCAGGGUUGCUAGCUUCAACUGUGGUUACAACAUUCCCCUUGAUAUCACCAACCACAGGAAAACCUGUAUCUAUCGUAUUUGUUCAAUAUCUGGCUGCUUUGGCAUGGUGCAAGGCUAUUAAUUCAUAUGCCGAUGGUUACGAAGAUAUCCCUAUUAAAAUCAAGUGGCCUAAUGAUUUGUAUAUUUUGAAUCCAGAAUAUUGUCACAAAAAGAACAUUAAAAUAACUAAUUUGAACAAUGAUAAGGUAAUUCCGUUAACUGACUUGGAACCGGCUUAUGUUAAAUCGGCGGGUAUUUUAAUUAAUACCAGUUUUAUAGAUAAUGCAUACAAAUUAUUAAUUGGCUGCGGUGUUAAUCUAACUAAUAAUGCUCCAUCUGUUUCCAUUCAAAUGCUAAUUAACAUGAUUAACGAAGAACGUGCCAGAGAUAACAGAGAAUUAUUGGAACCGGUUCGUCAUGAGAAAUUAUUGGCUCUGUAUAUUAAUAUACUAAAUAGUAUUAUAAACCAAUUUUUAGAUGUGGGAGUUUCAAACAUUUUACCAGAAUAUUAUAAGUUCUGGUUACAUUCAAAUCAAAUUGUCACUUUAACAGAGCAUAAAAACGUACGUGCUAAAAUUGUGGGUAUCACAGAAGAUUAUGGUUUAUUGAUUGCAAAAGAGUUAUCCGUUGGAAGCGAUAAUACUUAUACAGGUGUAACAUACAAUUUACAGCCAGAUGGUAAUAGUUUUGAAAUUUUUAAAGGCUUGAUUUCUAAAAAGGUAUACAACUAG
Molecule: messenger RNA, 2055 nt
Organism: Saccharomycodes ludwigii
Lineage: Eukaryota; Fungi; Ascomycota; Saccharomycetes; Saccharomycodales; Saccharomycodaceae
Gene: BPL1
Product: biotin--[acetyl-CoA-carboxylase] ligase BPL1
Exons: 1
Coding region: 1-2055 (684 amino acids)
Biological process (GO): protein modification process
Cellular component (GO): cytoplasm
Molecular function (GO): biotin--[biotin carboxyl-carrier protein] ligase activity
Source: RefSeq, a predicted model, not a curated record